Molecule: messenger RNA, 2433 nt
Organism: Paramuricea clavata
Lineage: Eukaryota; Metazoa; Cnidaria; Anthozoa; Malacalcyonacea; Plexauridae
Source: the annotation of a GenBank genome assembly
AAUUAAUAUACAACGUCACGACAUAAAGAAACGAAUAAUUAACUAUAUCUAAUAAGUACAGCUAAGAAUAGUUAUAUGGUAUGUGACCUUAUAGUAAAGACUUAAAUUGACUCAGAGAAUCAGUGUUUCUGACGGAAACGUCCAAGUUGUUAAAGUCUUUCGAAGCGAGGUAGGUUGGUUUAUGUUUGCCCCAGUUCGUGUUGACUUUCGGGAGAUGGAGGUUGUUACACGAUCUUGUACUUGCAAUGUUUCAAACACAUCUGUAUUAUGGUGCUUGAAAUAUAAAUGCCUGCAAAAAGGCCAAGGAUAAACAUGCGCGCAUAACAUAGAUUAACUGAACAGCUCUUUAAAAUAAUGGUGGAGUCAGCAAUACUUUUCAAACCUAAAGUCUAAAACUCCCUAACUCAGGGAGAAAUAAUUUUAUCAACUCAAAACGGUUGUUGAACACUCUACUGUCUAGGAAACAUGCUAGCUUUGUGGCUGUCGUAUAGUUUAGAUUUUAGAAUUUCAUUACAUCAUCGUGGAAACAAACGAUCUUUUAACUGCCGAAGCCAUAAUUAUAAAGCCUUUGUUUAUAGGACGAAAUUAUUUAUGCAUUGCUAUGGUUUCAUCAGAGCGUAGGUAUCUAUUUGAAAAAAAGAGACACUAUUUCCAGAGAAAAUCGACACGAAAGUUCUCAAUUAUGUAACUUUCCCUAGAAAUGAUUUCCUUUGUUUGUGGUUCAUGACAACGACUCGAGAUAUAAAAUGCUUCAAAAAAUGCCAGAGCGAAUCAAAAACGGGUGCUAAACGGGUUGGAAAGAAGAUAGUGUAUACGUUGGUGACAUAUUUACAUAAAGUUAUAAAGAAGAUAGGUCUCAAUGGCUAAACGUUUCGCGUUUGUACUUUUAUCACUUGUAUUCUUCACUGAGCGCAUGACUGCAUCGCUCGACUGUGAAACGAAUUCUGAUUGUGACGAAGCCAAUGGCCUAUAUUGUUGCAGACAGAUAAAGAAAUGUCGUUCGAGUUGUGAUCGAGAAGUUUGUAGCUCAAACGAAGAUUGUGGCUCAGCAGAUCUGUGUUGUUCGAGUAACAAAGAUUGCGUGGCAAAUAAAACAUCAUGUUCGAGUUCAAAAGCCAUUCUUAGCACAAAGUAUGUUUUCAUCAUUGUGAUCGCCGCUCUUGGUUGUGUAUGCGUCAUUGUUGCCAUGGUGUGUUCGGCCGCAUGCGCACGAAAGACAAUAGAGAGUUCUGGAGGCAACGUCAGUGGAUACAUCAAUGAAGCCAUGGAAGAGGAGGUGGUGGCAGGGGGGAAGGCGGCGGGGAGGGAGGCAGCGGGGAGGGAGGCGGCGGGGGAAGAGUUGACGGUGGAGGACGUUUAAAAACACCUUCGUUUAACCCACUGAUCUCCAAACUAAGGCUGGAAUGCGUAUCUGGGUAAAUAAGAUAUUUUUCACGAAGCGGCCAUGUUGAAGAGACCUCAAAAACGUGACCUGUUUUAGGAAUGCUGUGAUUUACUGCAAUUUUAGGAAUGCUGUGAUUUACUGCAUAAUUAUACACCCUAUCUGAGACACUCAAAGAAAUAUCAAACACUCUUUGUUAGAGUGAAUGAAUAGUUACAGUUCUACAAGCUGAAGCGAGGGCAAUCGUUCGUCAAACGGAUGUAAAUGCCCACAUAAUGCAGACUGUUCAUUAUGGCUUCAGAGUCAUUACGGCCCGUUUAUACUUGCAAUUUUUCGCCGCCAUUUCUAGUGCGAUUUCUCCUUCUGAUGCAUGUGAACGAGUGAUGAAUGUUCUGAGACUCCGAGUAUAUGUGGAAGAGAUUAUUUCGCUGGCCUCAGAGUGACAAAACGUAACAAAGCAACGGUUUUACUAACACUAACACUAACCCUACUCCAAACACUAACUCUAACCCUAAUCCUUACCCUAAACCUACUCCAAAUUUGUUUCUAAACCAAUCUUGAAGAAAAAAGUUUUGACGAAAUGUCAUUCUGAGCUGGUCAGCGAAAUAGUUGAUGCCAGUAUAUGUACCUUCAUCUGAACAUUCAUAACUUGAUGCUUGUGAUGUUACUCUGAGUGUAUAUCCACACCGGGCAAGCUUGAAACAUAUGCCUGGCCACGGUGGGAAUCGAACCUAAGACCUUUGGAAUACUAGCCCAAUGCUCUGCCAACUGAGCUACGCGGUCAGGUCGGUUCGAGUAUGUGAUAUUUCGGAACAGAGUCUAGUUCCUUCGAUAUCAUUGUAAUCUAGUAAUAAUGAUUUUUUCUGUGUUGGUGUAGUGUACUCAGGUGAGUAUGAUGCUUGUGAUGUUACUCUGAGUGUAUAUCCACACCGGGAAAGCUUGAAAAAUAUGCCUGGCCACGGUGGGAAUCGAACCACCGACCUGACCGUGUAGCUCAGUUGGCAGAGCAUUGGGCUAGUAUUCCAAAGGUCGUAGGUUCGAUUCCCACCGUG